GACCUCUUUAAUUUUGUUUAAUCACGCAGCCAAUCAAAGUUCUUUAUAGUCUUGAGCGACUAGCUAAAUCAACUAUCUUUUAAUUUUAGGAUGUGACAGAUUAUUGUUCAUUUCAUUAGUUGAAUUUGCCAUGUUACGUUUUUUUUGUACUUGACCAGCAGACUUGCUUGUUAGCCACUAUCGCUGACUGUAACCGGCCAGCAAGCAGCUGACGAAAGACAUAGCCUGUUAGCCUGCUAGCCUGUUUGCCUGCCAGCCGCCAGUCUCUCUUCAGUCCAACUGUUCUUUGUCUUUUCUCUACGAGCAAGUUAGCCACAACCGUCACUUCCUACUUGUGCUUGCUGACACUGGCACACAACGUUAUUUUAAAUCACCAGGCAAGAUUUAACUACACCAAAAUAGGCGGCUUUGGAACCAAGAUGUCCAACCGAGUGGUGUGCAGAGAAGCAAGUCACGCCGGGAGCUGGUACUCUGCUUCGGGAUCACAGCUGAAUGCACAACUAGAAGGCUGGCUGUCUCAAGCGCAGUCCACAAUCAAACCCGCCAGAGCCAUCAUAGCUCCGCAUGCAGGGUAUACCUACUGCGGUGCUUGUGCCGCACAUGCCUACAAGCAGGUUGACCCCUCUGUUACUCGUAGGGUGUUCAUCCUGGGACCCUCUCACCAUGUGCCCCUCUCCCGCUGUGCCCUGUCACCAGCAGACGUCUAUAGAACACCUCUGUAUGAUUUGAGAAUCGACCAGAAGGUUUAUGCCGACCUCUGGAAAACAGGGUUGUUUGAGCGGAUGAGCAUGCAGACGGACGAAGACGAGCACAGUAUCGAAAUGCACUUGCCUUACACUGCUAAAGCCAUGGAAAGCCACAAAGACGAAUUCAGCAUCGUCCCCGUGCUUGUGGGCGCUCUGAGCGAGUCCAAGGAACAAGAGUACGGGAAGCUGCUCAGCAAAUACUUGGCGGACCCUUCUAACCUUUUCGUCAUCUCAUCGGACUUCUGCCACUGGGGUCAGCGGUUCCGUUACACCUACUACGAUGAAGCUCAAGGGGAGAUCUAUAGGUCUAUUGAGCAUCUUGAUAAAAUGGGAAUGGGCAUUAUAGAGCAGUUGGAUCCCAUGUCUUUCACAAACUACUUGAAAAAGUACCGCAACACCAUCUGUGGGCGUCACCCGAUUGGCGUCCUGCUAAAUGCUGUAGCUGAGCUGAGGAAGAACGGUUUAGACAUGAACUUCACUUUUCUGAACUACGCUCAGUCGAGUGAGUGCAGGAACUGGCAGGAUAGCUCCGUGAGUUACGCCGCGGGGGCGCUCAUCGUUCAUUGAGGUUGACGAUCGCAGGGGUCACUGCAGGAAAGCAGCCCUGCCCUUUAUUAUCUAUCGCCAUAACCUGACCUAAACACACUCUUCCCCCGCCCCCUCACCUUAGCCCUCCAAUCAACGCCUACCAUUUGCAGGAAGGACCUGGACACGCCGAGGCAAUAGUCUUUUGGCUUAUAAUGACGAUUAUUAUGAUUAUGUGUGGAAGGGGGCUUGAUUUGGGCUUUUUGGGUUCCUCGUCCCUUUUAUGACCUCAUUAUGGAUUAGCGUUGUGAAAAGCAAUCUUCAUUGGGACACGAGGCGGCCUGUGCUCAUGUAAUCUUCCUCACAAAAGGAAUGAAAAUUAAUCUGCACAUCUUCAUGGAAACCAAGACUGUAAUGUUGCCAGAUGAAAGAGAAAUAAGUGUAACUCCAACCAUGAAACCAGUUUCAUAGAUAAUGACUACCGUUACUCAACAUACAAUGUGUUGGAGUUUCUAACAAAAGGGCUGCAUUCAGAUCACUAACCCCCCCACUUAAAAAAAAAACACAUAAAAAAAAGCAGUUAUAUCUCACAUUAUUAUCUUUUAUUCAUAUUUGAUUACUCUUAUUUAUCCCUUUGCUAGUUUUAGUAGGUGUGGUAUUAUUGACUGAAUACUAUGUAGAUUUGAACACCAACAGUGUUGUCACGGAUGCUUUUUAGUCAUUAACUUAACUGACCCAGUGAACGAGUGCUGCACAAAAGCCCAACUUUGCUUUAUCAAUGUGAAUUCCCACAAGCAGACUACAUGGUGCGUUACCAAAAUAACGAAAGCUGCAAAUUGUCAAAGUCGAAUCAUGCUGUUGUAAAGAAACUAUAAAGACUUUUUUUUUAAUUGUAUGAACUAUUAUUGUAAUAGUUGAGUAGCAAGAAUCUGCAUUUAUUUUAUUAUACUUUGGAAAGAAAUGUCAAAGCUUAAAGCUUAUUGAAUGUUUUGGCUUUAUGUGUGGUAAAAUUCCAUUUGGAUUUGACCUCAGUGUUGGUAGCAAAGAAUUCUGUAUUGGAAUUUGUUAAUGGGCGGCAUUUAGGAUUUUAUGAGCUGCACAAAGCCGUAACGCUUUGCUGUAUUUUGAAUUUAUAAGCUUUGACAAUAUCUGCGCAUUGAAAUGUGCACCAUUAUCAUGGUAUAAGUGCAUACAGUGCAAGCUGUGAAUCAAUUAUGAUGGCAGCAUGGACUAAUGGCAAUAUAUUCCUGGCAGCGCACAGUUUCCACCAUCCUGCCGCUUGAGGAUUAUUACUUUGUACAGGGGUCCCACUCCUGAUGUUUCCCACUCUAACAUGAUGCAGUCCUCUUGACGUUUGUCGUCCUCCGUGCCAUAAGAGUGUUAUGAAAAAUAAAGGUUCAAACUACGUGGGCACAGACUGAAAGCUGAAUCACCAGUCACUUGACCUCUGGUGUUAAUUUCAAACCAGUAAAGCAUGACACACUGUGUUAUUGUGCCUUUUGAUCACUGUUGCACAAACACAUAUAAAGCAUAUUCUCACUUGUAGUCUUAUUUAGAACUUGAUCUGUUUUUUUGUUCCUGUUUUUACACGUGUAAUCCUCCCUACCUUUGCCUACCUGGUGCCCGCAAAUGUCAUCUUUGGCCCACAGCGUGUGAGUGACCUUUCCCCCCAUCUGUUGGUCUGAAAUGGCACCAACUGUUAUCUGCUUUCUCCAGCAGGGAGUGGUGGUCACAUUUUUCCACCUCGCCUCAUUCCUGUAGAGACGAAGCCUGAACCUCAACACUGUUCUUUUGGUUUUUAUUGAUCUUUAUUUGUCUUUUAGUAUCGGGGGUGGGGUUCUGUACUUUUUUUUUUUUUUUUUUUUUUUCUUGCUUGGACGAUGAGAA
Molecule: messenger RNA, 3158 nt
Organism: Dunckerocampus dactyliophorus (ringed pipefish)
Lineage: Eukaryota; Metazoa; Chordata; Actinopteri; Syngnathiformes; Syngnathidae
Gene: memo1
Product: mediator of cell motility 1
Exons: 9
Coding region: 420-1313 (297 amino acids)
Source: RefSeq, a predicted model, not a curated record